Molecule: messenger RNA, 2172 nt
Organism: Alternaria burnsii
Lineage: Eukaryota; Fungi; Ascomycota; Dothideomycetes; Pleosporales; Pleosporaceae
Exons: 3
Coding region: 1-2172 (723 amino acids)
Source: RefSeq, a predicted model, not a curated record
AUGGACGAUAUCAUCUUCGUUCGGUCGGUCGAGAAGCCACAAACUCCGAAACCUGGUGGUGGUCGUCCAACAAAGCGCGCAAAGCCCAACGACAUCCCAGCACAAGAUGUUUCCCCCAGCUUAACGAAGCGUGCAAAAUCUAGCGGCAUGCCAGCGCAGGCUGUUUCGCCUGAUCCAGCAACCAAACAGAAGCGCGACAGCAACAGCUCCCAGACGACCACCUCUAUUGCCCACCCCAAAGUGCCUCAAUCGGAACAGCCGUACACAGAAGAGGAGAAGUUGUUCAUGUUUGAGACACGCAAAGCCUUGGAACAAGCGUUAGGUAAAGAAGCCUUGGAGGCCCACGAGAAAGUUCUGACGGAGGAGAAAGAGAGCACGGAGAAGUACAUCUUGGACCUGGAAGCGGCAGUGAAGCAGCAGCAUGGGACACCCGUAGUGCACGAAACCCUCAUCCAGGAUCAGAUAGCUAUUCUGAAGGUGAAGGCCGAGGGACAAGACGAAUCCGCUAGAACAGAAAUUAAGCUUCUUCGCGAGAGCAACACGAAGCUUGCAGAAGAAAGAACCACAAUUGGACGAUGUGUUCGGCUACUCACAGAUGAAAACGUCGUUCUCAAGAGACAAUACGAAGGCGCCAGCGCGGAGAUUCAGAUACUUCAUGAACACAACACAACACUUGCCGAAGAGAAUGCCGCACUUUUGCGCAAGGUCAAGCUACUCAAAGAUGAGCAAGGCACUUACAAGGCCGAGCGACAAGAAGAAGCCUACAGAAUUGCAAUCAAGACACUUCGAGAGCAAAACAAGAAGCUGGCAGAUGAGAAGGCCGCACUUGCACGCAAUGUUGAGCUACUCAAUGCAGGGCACGAUAACUUGAGGGCCGAGAUCUUCGCCUUGACCCAGGACAUAUGCAAUCAAAAGGAGCUCUACAAGAAGGAGAUGAACGACUCUGAAGGAGGUAUGAAGGAUAAUGCGCGAAAAAACAAGAAGUUCACACAAAAACUGAAGCAGCGCAACAACAAAUUGAUCGAAAAGAAUGUCAACCUAUCGAGGAAGGUUAUGGAGCUGGAAAAAGAUGACUCUACAGAACUUCUUGAAGCACGACAGCGCAUCCAGGAACUUCACAUCCAAGUCGAAAAACUAGAGCAGGGCUUCCGUCAGCGCGGCGAACAGCUCAUCGAGCUCAGCAGAGACUCCAUGUCGAAAGAAAAGAUCAAGAUGCAGAAGAAGGCAGCUGUUGAAGCUAGGGACCUGCUGCAGACACGUAUGUCUGGCAUGUUCAAGAACUACAGGGUUCUCUUUAAGAAGAACACUGCUCUGUUAGAUAAACUAGUAUCGGUGGCUGAAGUGGGAAGACUCGGGAAAGUAAGAAAGGCUUACCGUCAAGAGAUGAAGCUGCUGAAAGGUCAGCCACUUGAAGAGUUAUACGAGUACAAGCAUCAGCACUGUUCCUCAAUCAUGGCACUCAACACACCUAUUUCUUCACAACAAAACACCCAGACAUCUUAUCGUACGAGUGAAAACUCCCAGUCUGUCGAUGAAAAACAAGUGCCCGCUGUUAAAGUUAUCGAGCUCCCUCUCCAGCGCCUGCAAUCCGAAAUCGAGAUCUUGAAAGUGAACACAAAAGACCUUCCGCAGGAGAUCAACGACCUAAGAAACAAGGUGAUCGAUAUCGAAGCCCAACUGGCACCUGCUGCCUUUUCGAAAGCUUUUUCUUCUACUAUCCAUGAUCUUACUACCAAAAGCAAGGCCGCAAUCCAUACUAAGGUGGGAAAAGUGCUAGAGAGUCAAGAGCUACGAGACAGAGUUUCCAGUCAGGUUGUCAAGCAGAUGGAAACUGAGAAGAUGCAGAGAGUGCUGCAAGACUAUGCGAAGAAGGCUGUUAGUAGUCAAUCCCCAGAAGAGAUCUUCGAACGAUUGCACUAUAUGGUGGAUGAGGCAUUCGUUGGCGUUAAUGAGAGAAUCGACAAGAUCGAAAAGGAGCUCACGGCGAAGAUGGAAGAUACGAAACAGCUCCAUCUUUGCCACCAAGAUGGCAAGGCAAAGCACAAGAGAGACGAGAAAAUGGAGAAGGACGAAGACAAGAGGAAGGGAAUGACGAACGAAAAGGAGCAAGAUGAAAAGGAGGAGAGUGAAGAGGAUGAGGACGAAGACGAGCUGAAAGUGAGAAAAGGAUAG